Molecule: messenger RNA, 694 nt
Organism: Saccostrea cuccullata (small rock oyster)
Lineage: Eukaryota; Metazoa; Mollusca; Bivalvia; Ostreida; Ostreidae
Product: fibroleukin-like
Exons: 6
Source: RefSeq, a predicted model, not a curated record
AUGGCGAUGUUUUGUGUAUUCUCAAGGUUUCACAAAUUCUACGAAACAACUCAAUCUAAAAGUUCCUUCCCUGGUACCAAAAUAAAUAAUGACUGUAAGGACCUACAUGGAAACGGAUAUAAACUGUCAGGUGUUUAUGAAAUAGUUCCUUUCUGUGAUGAGAGUCAGGUCAGCGUGUACUGUGACAUGGAGACAGAGGGCGGAGGGUGGACAGCAAUCCAGAGGCGUUCGAGUGGAUCCGUGAGUUUUGAUAGAAGUUGGUGGGAUUAUAAGAAAGGAUUCGGGAAUGCUAAUGACUCCUACUGGAUUGGUAAUGACGUAAUACAUAAGCUUACCAAGGGAAGGAACUCCUCCCUCUAUGUCUCCAUCACACUGACGAAUGGGACAAAGCUCUAUGAAUUAUACAACCAGUUCUCUGUCGCUGAUGAAUCCAAAAACUACAGACUUUUUCUUGGAGGACCAGCUACCGGGACCCUAGGUGACCGUAUGUUAGACACUGGGUAUACCGACAACGAUCUGUCUGGUAUGUCAUUCUCCACCCCAGACAGAGAUCACGACACUGCUAUUGGUAGCUGUGCUGCUUACAGUGACCGUAGAGGAGGCUGGUGGUUUAGGAACUGUCACUCCGCCUUUCUCAACGGUCCCUGGUCUCCGGCAUACUGGCCAUGGCCCUGGUAUCCGCCACUUGGGAAUG